Podarcis muralis (Common wall lizard) is the source of this 6174-nucleotide messenger RNA. It is a transcript of the gene TMEM201, whose product is annotated as transmembrane protein 201. Gene Ontology annotation, molecular function: actin filament binding; lamin binding. The record is from RefSeq and is a predicted model, not a curated record. Gene Ontology annotation, cellular component: nuclear inner membrane. Gene Ontology annotation, biological process: nuclear migration along microtubule. Lineage: Eukaryota; Metazoa; Chordata; Lepidosauria; Squamata; Lacertidae.
UGAAUCAGCUUUUGAGAGGAGGGGAGUUUUUCCAAGCACGAAAAGCCAGCUUUAAAAACGGGGUCUCGCUUCCUCCAAGGUCCUGCCACAAGCACGGAUCAAGCAUUUCAAAGGCGUGAGUCGUGACGGAUAUUUUCGAUUUGCCAGCCGGGGGCGUGGAAGUCUCUUGCUUCCUUUUAGAAUUUAUUAGACUGAGCCGCUCAAGCUUUUUUUUUAAAAGAUAAAUAAAGGGCGAUCCGCUUGAUUUUUGACGCCACUCUGCGUGAACACACAUAAAAGGUUUGCUUAUUUUCGUCAUUAUUCCACAAUGGGGUGAACAGUGCUUCAGUGUGCACAGAGCUCGUGUGCAAAGCUCCCACUUCCACAGCCACGUGCUGCGUUCACCAGCGCUUACUCCCAAAGGGGGAAAGCGUGCGUAAAAGGAUCGCCGCCUCGGAUUCUUUUUUUCCUUCCCCGCGCCGCCUCCAGCCAUGCUUACCCACGCCUCGUGCCGGUGAUUGGAAGGCGAGGCAGCUAGCGGCGGGUACAUGCGAGAAGGGGGCGGAUCGGUGCCUCCUGGAAGAGGAGGAGCGGCGGCGGCAGUGGAGGGAAGGUCAUACCGCUUUAUAGAAAGAGGGGAGGAGAAAAGGAACCGCUCCAAUUGCCCGCUGUGUCUACUGAACCGGGCGGGGGGUAACGCUCUUGAUCAACGCGUUUCGCCUUUGGCGCUUUUUCUGGAUUUGCUCUGCCACGCGCGGGCGCGCUUUCUUCUAAUUCUUCAAAGCGUUGGAGCAGAGGGCGCCGCGGGGGGUGGGGGAGUGAGGCGUGGAGGUGAGAAAGGGAGCCGGGCGCGCGAUUGGACACUCCGCGUUCUAAAGAGGCUGCUCGUUACUCAGCGUUCCGAAAGGCUCGGCCGAGCAUUCCAAUCCGCAUCCGGCGCUUCUCUCCUCCUCCUCGCGCUCCGAAAGCUGCAACUGAACGUUCUAAGAACGCUCCCCCUCGACGCGUUCUAAGAGGAGGCGCCGUUCUUUCUUUGCUGAGCGCGCGGUGGAAACAGCCUUUUAUUAUUUUUUUCCCCCUUCUCUUUUCGCGACCGCCCCCUCGCACGAGGAAUCCGAGCAGCGGUCGUUGCAAUUCCGUUUACUCCCCCCCACCGCUCCCUUUUCAGUUCCCCUUCCCUCCUCCUCCCCCCCUGAGCCUUUUCUUCCGCAGAGCCCAGCGGCCAUGGAGGGAGUCGGCGCGCUGCUGGCCGGCUGCCCCACCGCCGGCCUGGCCGGGGGCCUGGGGGUGACUGUGUGCGCCGCUGCCGGCGGAGUCCUGCUGUACAAAAUCGCCCGGAGGAAGAAACCCACCCACAUGACCGUGAAUUGCUGGUUCUGCAACCAGGACACCGUGGUUCCGUACGGGAACCGGAACUGUUGGGAUUGCCCCAACUGCGAGCAGUACAAUGGCUUCCAAGAGAAUGGAGAUUACAACAAGCCGAUCCCAGCUCAGUACAUGGAGCAUCUGAACCACGUUGUCUCUGGGGCCGGCGCCUUCUACGACCCCACCAAGCCCCAGCAGUGGGUGAGCAGCCAGGUCCUUCUCUGUAGGAAGUGCAACAACCAUCAGACCAUGAAGAUUAAGCAGCUGGCGUCCUUCACUCCCCGGGAGGAGGGCAAGUACGACGAGGAGAUUGAGGUGUACAAGCAUCACCUGGAGCAGACCUACAAGCUCUGCCGCCCUUGCCAGGCCGCAGUGGAGUACUACAUCAAGCACCAGAACCGGCAGCUCCGCGCCCUGCUGCUUCGGCACCACUUCAGCCACCGGAAGACAGACAAGACCUACAUGCAGAGUUUUUAUGCUGCGGCUUCGUCCACCACCACAGCCACAACCACAACCACACCAGCCCAAGUGAUUGCUCUCCGGUUCCUGGCCUUCCUCAGCUGCGUUGUUCUCGUCACGAUGGCCUUGUACGGGUCGGGCAACCCGUUCUCCCCUGAGCAUGCAACUCCUCCUGCUCCCGCAAGCCCUGGGCCAGCGAGGAACGACACUGGCUCAUCGCCACCAGCAGUGCCACCGGGCAAUGGCACUCUCCUGGAAGUCCUCAGCUGGCAGGAAGUGAUCCGGCUGUUGCCAGAGCAAGUCGUGGAGACUCUGAGAGUGGCUUGGUCUUACGGGAAGAAUCACCAGAUUGCGGUUGUCGUCCUUGGUCUUCUGACGUGCUCCUUAGCCAUGCUGCUGGCGGGACGAAUUAGGCUUCGCCGGAUCGACGCCUUUGCCUCUGUCCUGUGGCUCCUGGUGAUGGGCUUCCACUUGGUGGAGCGCUACCUGCAGGCAGACACCCCCAGCUGGCUCGACACAGCCAAGUUCGGCACCACCUCGCUGUGCUGCCUGGUGGGCUUUGCGGCUGCUGUGGCCACCCGGAAACCAACGGGCCAGCGGAGACCCCGGCCCCGAAGGUACCUCUCUGGGGAUGGUUUCUCUCCGUUUCCGUACAGCGUUGAUCUUGGCUUUCCGUCGCCUCCUUCUUCUCCCUCCAUCUUCAUCCCGACUCCUCCCAGCAUGCUUCCACUGACCAGCCAGACACUCUUCCGCUCACCGCGCCGGACUUCCUCUUCCUCUCUCCCUGGAAGGCUGAACCGGGCCCUCUCCCUGGGCACUAUCCCUUCUCUGGCCCGAACCGAUUCUGGCUACCUCUUCAGCGGAAGCCGGCCACCAUCCCAGACCUCUCACUCCAAAGAGUCUCCUACAUCAGAAUAUUUUUCCCUCCUCUCGGGGAGCUGCGUCUCCUCUCCUGUGCCUUCGCCGGCACCGUCCGUGGCCGGCUCCGUGGCUUCCAGCUCUGGCUCCCUGCGUUACCGACGACCCCUCAUCAGCCCUGCCCGGCUCAACCUGAAGGGCCAGCGGCUGAUGCUGUUCUCGGCCCACAGCGAGGCCCAGCAGCAGGAGGACCUGGCCCACUCAGAGAGCAACGUUUUCACCACGGAGCUGCCCUCCUUUCCGAAAAGGAACCUAAGUGAGCGGGGACUGCAUGAUAUGAGAGCCAUAACGGAAGCUGGGAGCAUCUGCAGCGACGGCACUGUCAAGAAAGGGGAGAACUCAUCGCACUCGUCGAGCUGCGUGGUGGACACCACGACGAAAGGGGAGGAACUAACAGGCUGGAGGGGCCGUUUUGGCAACUCAGCGCUCCGAGGUCUCCUUGCCGUGAGCCUGACCGUCAACGCCAUCUUCACGUCUGCCUACCUCUACCAAAACCUGCGCUGAGCCACGUUCCUGGGGACUGAUGGCCAAACCACCACCGCCACUUCCUCUUUGUCCUCUCCCAAAGUGUUGCCACACUCCUUCCAAAGAGAGAGAAGGGGGGGUGGCGAUUCUAGGAUGAGGAGGACCCAACCACUGUGCAGCCCUUCCGUCGUCAUAUCUGCCUCCUGGCCAGCCGCAAACUGAUCACAAGAGAACACACAUACCCCCAAUCCAUCGCUGCUGAUCUCGCCUAGAAGCAGAACACUUUCUCUUUUUAGGGAACUUUUGUGACCCAUGCUGGGCGAUGGUGGGGCUGUUUCAGCCAGUGCUGGGCUUCUCCAGUUACUUUGCACCUUUUUUUGAACCGGUUUAUCAGGAUGAGCUCAAAGAUGCUGGCCAAGGGACUUUCUUCCUCCCCUUGUUUAAUGAUGAAACGUUAGCGUUGCUGACGUCUUGUUUGCAAAAGGACUGGGAAACAUGCCGUUUUGGUCUCUGAUAGUUCCAUGCCGUUUCGUUGCUUCGUUGGCCUCGUUAUACCUAACAAGACUUUCUCUCAGUUUCCCCCUCUCUCUAGUGAGAGAAGGAGAGGGAGAACCAGCACAUAAACUCAGUUGCUCUGUGGCGUUCUUUUUCACCCUGGUUCCUUAACCACUUGCCACUCAGCUGCAGUUCAUUUAUUGGUGCUGCCAUCGUAUCUGUUUGUACUUGUUUGCAAUGUUUUGCGGAUUGGUGGAUUGUGGGGGUUUUGUUUUUUUUUAAGUCAGUAUCCAGUAUCGUAGCUCCAUUUUUGCCUCACGUACAGGCACCACUUCUACUGUAACAAGACGUUCUGAUGUCACUGAUAUACACUCCGGCUCUCAACGGCCAGGGUGUUCGCUGGGUGUAUCUGAGUUGGAUUUUUGAGAAAUUUGCUCUCAACGUGGUGUACUAGAAAUGCCACAACUGGGAGGCAAGGGGAUGUAGAAACUGGCCACUGUUUGCGGCUUCAGAGGUCUGUCUCCCACUGCAUCUGUGACGUGUGGAUAUCUUCAUUCAAAACUUCUAUAUAUAGCCAAAAGCUGAAGUAGGUCAGGUUAAGGAAUUCUGCCUUGUGCUGCAAAACUCAAAAAUGAAAUUGGUGCUUGCUAUAUCACUUGGACUGUGUUUGGAUUGCACACAUACAAUCUAACCCGUUAGCUGGAACGGGUUACAUGACUGUACCUCUGAGCAACAAAUAAGUAAAUCCCUGCACUUAAAAAGCUAGCAAGUUGGGGAAGUUUGAACUGACACUCUAGUUAUCUGUGUGCAGGGAUUUUAUUUUAUUUUUAGUUUAUAUAUAUCAAUCAAUCAGGUAUUAUGCUGCCACCUGCUAUCUGGUGGUAGAGUCUAGACACAUGUCAACCACCUCCUGCUCGUCAUCUCUUUUAGAGAACCAGAUCACAGGUGCUAGGUCCAAAAACUUACCCCUCUCCUAAAAGUAAUUCCAAAACGUCUCACUUCACAGGCUUCCAGUCCUACAUUCUACAUGCUGUAUUUUUUGGUGGGCAUCCAAUCACCGCCAGUUAACAUGGGCAGAAACCCAAAUUUUAAUUCCUCCCAAGAAAUUGCUCCUCUUUCUUCGGGGUAUUCCCAAAAGUUAAAUUCUGCCGCCGCCACCCAGGAAAAUGUGCCCAUUGCCAAAUAGCUCAGCUUUUUUUGUUGCACUUACAGAAAAUUUUUCAGACUUGAGGUGUGUAAUUCUGUGCCGCGACGUGACUGCUCACCAACAGUGAAAUUAAGCCUGUGAUUUUACACCUUACCUGGUGGGGAGGUUUGUUUGUAAGCAGGCUGUAUUUCUUUGUAGUACUCUAUUCCAGCAACAUCUGAAGGGAAGGCCACAGGUUACCCACCACACUGUAAAUAUCUUUCCAUCUUUCAAACCACCUUUGGCUCUCUGUGGGGCAGGUGGGGAGCGAUCACUCUGCUCUCUCUGCCUAAGGAGGGAGGAGGGAGACAGAAUCCUUUGCACAUGGUGCUAAAACACACUCGGUCGCAAUCACUCUGGUGCAAAUUCUUCAAAUCACAGCGCGCCCAAGUAAAAUGGGGUAAAGGUGUCUUGAAAGCACCACGUCUGUGUCUUAAUUCCUUUCCGCCUUAAUGCAAUUGAUGUGUUUCUUUGUCUUGCUAUUGUCCUUUCCCCUCGCACAAAGUGUGGGGGGGAACCGCUUGAUGAUGCCAAUUUUUAUUUAUUUAUGUAUAUAUAUAUUGCCCUGUCAGUUAGAAGCAAACAACAACAACAACAACCCACCAUUUCACUCUCUUCUUGAAUUUGAAUGCAGCACAACCACCUGCGUUUAAAUAACUAUCAAUUCUCAACUAAGAACCUGGGUUUAAGUGGCCAAUUCCUUUAUGGGAGCAAAGGGUGGGGAAUAACAGUUGUUUGCCCAUCAGCCUUCCGUGUCCAAGAAAACAUUUAAAAACACACAUGUACACUGUUCGCAACAGACAGAGAGGGGAUUGGCUGCUGACCCUCUUUUUCUGAUGGGGUUACAGGCACGUGGUGAUAGUUCUGUACAUAUAGAAUGCAUCCUUUGAGCAGCUUAUCCAGGAGCCUCAUGAGGACUAGUUCCCUGACGAAUGUAAAAACAACUGCCUUCAGGAGUUAACUCUUACUAUCGAAAUACACUGUGUUCCUGAGAGGCUUGAAUUUUGGGGGUUGGGUGGGGAUUUGGUGGGUGGGAGUCUUAAGAGAAGAAAAAUGGCAGAGUCCUGGUUUUGAUGUUCCUCCACUGGGAAACGUUGUACAUUUUGUACUUAAUAUGACUGUGGGGUGGGGUUAACUUUGUACAGUUUGGUUAGAAAUUUGUGUCUUUAGUUUGGAUGUGAGGGGUUUUGUUCUUUUCCCUCUUCUUGCCCCCUACCCCUGCCAUUCCUCCAGGGAGUUUAUGUUCUGUGUUUGAGAGAUUAUUUUUCAUUAUAAAAGUGGAGAAUAAAAAUUAAAUUGAAUCUUGA